AGCUGCUGGUAGAGAAGGAGAUGUGAUGCGAGUUGUGUCUCUUCUCAACAGUGGAGCUGAUAUUCAGACUGAGGACCAAUCACGGACUCCAUUGCAAUGGGCUAGUCAGUAUGGUCAUCUCCAAGCGGUCCGUCUUCUGAUAUCAAGAGGAGCUCAGCUCAACCACCAGGAUGAGGUUGGGACUUCUGCUUUGACUCAAGCAGCCAGGCAUGGUCAUACUAAUAUUGUUGUGGAGCUGGUGAAGGCAGGAGCCAAGUUGGACCUACAGAUUAAGGUAUGAAACUACAUUAGCCACUCGUACCCCUCUCAGAAAAAUGAGC
Geodia barretti is the source of this 320-nucleotide messenger RNA. The record is from the annotation of a GenBank genome assembly. Lineage: Eukaryota; Metazoa; Porifera; Demospongiae; Tetractinellida; Geodiidae.